Molecule: messenger RNA, 1266 nt
Organism: Colletotrichum orchidophilum
Lineage: Eukaryota; Fungi; Ascomycota; Sordariomycetes; Glomerellales; Glomerellaceae
Exons: 4
Coding region: 1-1266 (421 amino acids)
Molecular function (GO): protein binding
Source: RefSeq, a predicted model, not a curated record
AUGGGGCUAUUUUUGCCUACACGGCUUUGGAGUUGCUUCUUGGUGAUUGCCACGGCUAUUGUUCCAUCAACGACUCUCAACACCAAUGAUGACCUUCAAUGCUCUUGGAACGCUUCUAAUUCACUCACCUCCAUCAUAGUAGAAGAUCAAUGUACCUUGGCAAGCAGCUCUGAGAGAGCUGCUCAAGCCAAUGCGUGGCAUCCAUGGACGCAGAAACCCGUAUGUGUCGGCUCGAAGACGACAAAGACCUCACAGCACUGCGCUUUCGUCAAAGAGGACUUUCAAGGAAGCAAGAGUCUUCUCAUCGUCACAAAUCCAGAGGUCGUAGCCGGUGAUGUCAGUCUCGUCGAGGAUCUUGACUCGCAAUGGACCAGCAUUCGACCUCCCCUCGGGCCGACCGAGCUGCCGCCCUUCAACGUCGAUACAAUACCGGGCAAAGGGCUGGGGGCUGUGGCAAACACGAGCAUCCGCUCGGGAGACAUCGUCUUGAGGGAACACCCUGUCAUCCUGCAGUUGGCGGAAGUGUCUCGGUCGAUUGGUCGGAUGCAAGCUCUCUGGGUGUUGGAGGAAGGCUUCAUUCGGCUGCCGAGGGAGGAUCAGGAGAGAGUGUUCAAUCUCUCUAGAAGUACCGGGGGUCACAUCCUAGAAGACAUCAUCCGCACAAACACGUUUGGCGCAACUCUCAACAAAGUUGCCCAUUUUGGACUGUUUCCAAAUGUUGCGAGAAUCAAUCAUGCCUGUAAGCCUAAUGCAAUUACUCGCUUCUCGCCCCGGACGUUGGAGCUACAAGUUGUGGCGUACAAAGACAUAAUGCCGGGCGAGGAACUAAGCAUCAGUUAUUCGAUGCUGAACAUGCUCUACCAAGACCGGCAACAAGCCCUCCAGGAAUGGGGCUUCAACUGCAACUGCGCGAUAUGCAGCUCCUCUCCCGAAGUGCUAGCCAUCUCAGACGGCCACCGCAGACGACUACAAGAGAUCCUCUCGGAGCUCGAGGACCCGGUCCUCGCUGGCUCGCCAUCUCUGGUAGCGGAGCUGGUCGAUGAGCUGGAGGACGUCAUAGUAAUAGAAGGGCUCACAGCGCAGGCAGGCGAGUUCUACGACGUCGUUGCUCGGGCGUACGGCGCGAUGGGGGAGAUGGGAAAGGGAAGGAUGUACGCAGAGUUGGCGUUGGAGAAGCUGGUGCGGUUUGCGGGGUACGACGACGAGAGGACGGCGAAGGCGAGGGCAGUCCUUUUGGAGUUUGGGGGGCAGCCCGGCACGGGGUAA